Molecule: messenger RNA, 1159 nt
Organism: Papilio polytes (common Mormon)
Lineage: Eukaryota; Metazoa; Arthropoda; Insecta; Lepidoptera; Papilionidae
Gene: CPR136
Exons: 3
Coding region: 150-974 (274 amino acids)
Cellular component (GO): extracellular matrix
Source: RefSeq, a predicted model, not a curated record
CGAAGUUAAGACGAGUUAGUUUCCCCUUCCCUAAGCAUACAACAAAAACAAAAGCAUAGCACAAAAAACAAUCAUUAAAUGAGGAUUACGCAUCGGAGUCGCAUAACACAGCCAAAACUCGAUGAAAACUUGUCCUGCUUAUAUCAGACAUGUAUAAUGUAGCGAGGUGGGAUACCCUUGUACCGCACAGGCGGCAUCCAUGCAGAAAAGAAUAUAAACACACUACGCCCAAUAAAUCACACAUUAACAGUAGAACCAGCGCAGGCGACAUGAAUCGACUUUUGAUGACUUUAAGUUUGACGGCUCUGGCGAUAGCAUCUGUUUCGGGUGCUGUCGUAUCACGCAAGACCAUUGUCUCCGAAUACGAUUACCCUCGUUAUGGCUUCAACUAUGCCAUAAACGAUCCAAUAACAAAAGACAACAAAGCGCAAUGGGAGGUUAGAGACGGUGACGUGAUCAAUGGUGCAUACUCCUUACGAGAACCCGACGGUACUAUUCGGGUUGUGGAAUAUUCUGCAAACGACAUAAAGGGUUUCAACGCAGUUGUUAAGAAAAUCGGCUCUAAUGUACAUCCAAUUUCUAUCGUAACACAAACCAUUCACGAAAAAGGACCCAUAAAGGCUAAAGCACCUGUCAAAGCUGCACCUGUGGUUGAAAUUACUCCAGUCAGUAUUAGCACCGUUCAUAACAGCGGUCCUAAAAAUACCAUUACUUCGAAUUAUAACUACGGUUUCGGAGCUGCGGCUUUAGCAAUUGGACUCCCUAAAGUGACGUCUUUAGGUCACUGGAGUCUACCAUGGGACCCUGCUACCAGGUCAUACGGGGGCUGGGUGCCACUCAAAGGUCCAGUGGCGCAAGGACCCUACGCGACUGUCUUCAGCAAGAAAUACAUAAACGGCAAAGUACACGAAUGGACUACGGGACCAAUAUCAUUACAAAACGUUAAAUCCAUAGUCAUUAAAACGAAAAAUUGAUUAGUAAUGGCACAACAGUACAGUAUGUUUUGUGUAUAAAGGUAUCUGGUUAUCCCAAGUUUUGUUAAAUGAAAAUCAGAUUUAUAAUUUUUGUUAGAGUAUGAAAAAAAAUGUGUCUUGUACUAUUAAGUGAUUUGGAAUUUUGUGAUGAAAAUCAAGAGUCAAAACACUAGUUAUAAUCCUAG